This is a messenger RNA of Drosophila rhopaloa, 5254 nucleotides long. RefSeq names its product poly(A) RNA polymerase gld-2 homolog B. Gene Ontology annotation, molecular function: poly(A) RNA polymerase activity. Gene Ontology annotation, cellular component: cytosol. The transcript is spliced from 9 exons. Lineage: Eukaryota; Metazoa; Arthropoda; Insecta; Diptera; Drosophilidae. The record is from RefSeq and is a predicted model, not a curated record. Bases 780 to 4859 code for a protein of 1359 amino acids.
GCCCAGAAGGAAUUGGCUGGAUCGAUAACCGAAUAGUACAGUAGUUGCUAGCUGCUUUCAGAGCGUUUCAGGCGCAGUUUUAGUUUUUUUUAUUAAUGUUAGAAUUGAUGUGGAAAGUGUGUGUUGGACUCUAAUGGAAACGGAGCAGUGCGAGAAUCGCUCAACAAGAUAAGCACCGUUUUUGGUCCCGAUCUUGGUAUCGGAAAAUUUGCAACGCCUUUGCCUUUUCGGCACGUUGCAGGGCUUUAUUUCCUUUUUUAUUUUGCCCACUUUGCGUUGCACUUUCUGAUCUCCUCGCAUCUAAUCUAACGGUGCUUUUUUAUCGCCUCCUUUACACACAACGAAUCGAGAGAAAAGAGAGGAGUGGAGAUCGCAAUAGAUCGAAUACACGAAAAAAGAAGUGUGUGUGUCUGCUUUGGAAGUGCAACAAAUCGAAAAAGGAAAAACGGUACUUUUACACUGGUGGGCGUAAAAAGUGAAAGUGCUGAAAAGGCAACUAAUGACUUAAUAUUUAAAUCCUGAAAUUAAAUACGUGUCAAUAGCUAGCCAAUUAUAAAAUAAGGAAAAAAAAUUAAAAGAAAACAUAAAAAUACACAAACAUAAAUAACAAACUAAAAAAAAAAAUAAAAAAGUUUACGAACUCGAAAAUAUAAACUAAAAAAAUUAACCAUAAUUUUACCAUAAAUUAAACCUAGUCCUAAGCAACUGAGUUAUACGUGCGGAGCAAUUUUUUAUACCCAAAACUCUAGCCACACUCUAAUUCCCCCAAAUUUUGGGCUAUGUACGCCACUCGAGUAUCUGGCGACAUGAAGAUCUUUACCGCAGAUGUUGUUGAGAGCAGCGCGACAGCAACAUGCAGUUCGCCAGUGCAGCAACAACAGCAGUUGCAGCAAAUCGAGUUCCGGUCGCGAAUAUCCGCCGGAUCGCCGGGUUGCAAGGCGGGACAGUGCCAUCUGAAGUUCGGGAAGUACAACAAUAAGACGGCCAAUCUUCUGCGCCAAGUGAACAGCUGUCACAGCAGCAACACCAGCAAUGGUAGCAGUACUGAGACCAACAAGGGACAACAGCAGCAACAGAUGCAGUACUGCAGCAACAGUAACUCGUGGGCCCGUAAAAAAUACUUUGGCAACAGCAACGGCAGCAGUCUUCAGCAACAGCAGCAGCAACAGUCUUAUUAUCAGCGGCAGCACCACCAGCAACAGCAACAGCAGCAGCAACAACAAGAACAGCAACCGCUGAACAACAACAAUGUGCUUAUGAAGAAUCAAAACAUCAUUCAGCCACAAAUGACCGAUUGCAAGCCCAGCGACAGCAAUAACAACAGCAGCAGCAACGGCAGCAUCAGCAACAUCAGCAACAUCAACGGCAACAGCAGCAACAGGUUGGCGGCAAAGCCAGCCAAAUGGCUCAAUGACAACAGUAGCAGAAACAUAAAUAACAAUAGCAUCGGCUGCAGAAAUAACAACACCAAUAACAUUAGUACUAAGAAGCGCAACUCAUCGGCAGAUGCAACUGCUGCCUACUAUCGCAAGUGCUCAGAGUCCUUGGGCACAGAUGCUGCAGCAGAAUCGACGCAAACGGAUGUAGUGUCUUGCAAACUCAGCCCCCCAACAACAGGGUCAAGCUCAGAAAGUGGAACGGAAACCUCCAUGGCUAAGACUCAGGAUCAGGGACACGACCCUGAGCCGGAGAAGCAGCGAACCCGACAGCAACCCCUUAGUUUCUGGAAAACUAAUUACCCGCAGCCAGCCGCCUGCCAACAAAAGGAUAAGGAGACGGUCGCGGCAGUGGUAUCAGCGGCCGCAGUGGCGGCAGCUGCAUCGGAGCAACAACAGCAACAGCAGACAUUGUCCUUCGAGCACAAGCGAAACUCGGGCUACCAGCAGCAUCAGCAGUACAAUUACUAUCAAUAUUACUAUCCACAGCCCAAGCAGUUGACCAUCGCCUCGUUCCUGCAGAAGGAACUACUGCCCGACAGCAACGAGAAGACCAGCCAGCACAGCAGCAACAAUGGCACCAGCAACAAUGGCACCAGCAACAACGGCACCAGCAACAACGGCAACAGCAACAACGGCAACAGCAACGGCAGCUUCUCACGGCAGCAAUAUGGGCAUCAGUCUGUUGGGACUGGCUACCAGCAGCAGCAGCAGCGCUACCGCAAUGCUCAGAGUGUCUAUCAGCACUACCAGCACCAGCAGCAACAUCAGGCCCAGCAGCAACAUCCUCAUCAGCAAGGGAUCGGCUCGCAUUUCCGUCGGAAGCAUAGCGACAACAACAACAAUAAUAAUAAUAAUAAUAAUAACAACAACAGCGGCAUUAACAAGAAGAUGCACUACAGUCCAUGGGGAAAAAAUGGGGAUCCGACUUCCUCCUCUGGUCAUCAACAACAGAAGCAUCACCCACAUCAGCAGCCAAUCGAGAUCCUGUCUAGCAGCAACUUUGACGCCGUACAUCGCCGCAUGCAAGGAGGAGGUGGUAAGAACGGAUACUACCACCACAACUAUCAUCAGCUUGGGGGCGAUGGUGGCACCACGCCCACGCGCUCCGAGCACCAGAACAUCUACAACCUCACCUACAUCAAUGUUGACAUGGAGGCAUCCAGUGACGCCGUUGGAGGAGCAUCGGGAUCGACACCGGCGAUCAAACCCUCGUUGCAGAGCAAACCGAGCAUUUCGAUAACACCGGCCCCGGCCUCAACGUCAACCAUUGUCGACAGAGGAAUGCCUCAGGCGGUUCGCCCCGUAGCCGCUCCGGUAUCCGGUUCCAUUCUGCCGGCACCGGCGAGCCACGUCCGGAACAUGUUCGCACCGCCUACGCUGGCCAUGAUUGGGGGCCACGCCCUGCUCUCCCCGGUGACCACCAACACGCCCACCAAAAUGAUCAGCUGCGCCCAGCUGGACGAGGCCAUAACGACUGCUGCUGCCAGCGGCGACCAGUCAGCGAUCAGUCCCAGCUACAACCAAACAGUGCCUUUUAUUAUUCCACCCCAGCAGCAGCAGCAGCCGCCGCAUCUGAUCCCGGCCUGCAGCACGUCGCAGCCUCCUCCGCCGCCGCCACAGGUGUUCUUUCACUUCGCCGAAGGGUUUUGCAACCCGGGGCAGGGUCACCAGGCGCCACCCGCUCCCGUGUGGACACAUUCCAGGUCGCCUUGCUACCAGUCCUCCUACGGAUCCAGCUGCAGCCUCAACGGAAACGGAAAUUCGCCCCACAACAAGGAUGUGAAUGCGGUUGGACUGCGGUCCGUCUCGCCCGCGCUUUCCACUUCCUCGCUGGGUAGCGAAUCCCAUUGGAGUGGGACAAGCAGUCGGAGUCGCUUGGGCCAUGGAGGCCAACUUUCCAUUUCACCCACUCCUAGCGCUCUAGGAUCUGCCCAGUUGUCGCCGCAUCUGGCCGAGAUGGGUGUUCAACAUCCGCUGCACCAGCAACACCCUCCCCCGCUGAUCAACCACCACCCACAUGGGCAGCUAAACGGACAUGCAAUGGCCCCCUAUGUCCCGCACCGCCCACAUCCACCUCCACCAGUCUCAUCGCCGAAUCCGGCGCCAGGUGCUACGGCAGGAGGACCCUGGUACGAGCUGGUCCUGCCCCCCGAUCGCUACAUGGCCCAAGCUCGGAACGUGGAGGUCGCUGUCCAGCCGGAGAAGCUGAUCUGCAUGUGCAAGUACGACAAUCUGUCUGCUGAAAUCUGGAAGAGAUUCCGGGGAGCCCAGCAGACGCACAAGAAGUUCAAGCUGAAGAUGCGUCUCUGGCGGUACCUGUUCCUUUGGAUGAACCAACCAAUGUUCGAGCGGUAUCGCAUCUGUUUAGUUGGGUCGACCAUUACGGGCUUCGGAACGGACUCCUCUGACAUCGACAUGUGCCUGUUGCCCGAACAGGGAUUGCACCCCAACCAGCAUCAGCACCACCACCACCAGCACCACUAUCACAAUGAGAAGCGCACCGAGGCUCUGAUUAUCCUCACCAUGUUCAACGCGGUGUUGAAGGACACAGAGGUUUUCCAGGACUUCAAUUUGAUUGAGGCGCGGGUGCCGAUACUGCGCUUCAAGGACAUUAUCAAUGGGAUUGAAGUCGAUCUGAACUUUAACAACUGCGUGGGUAUUAAAAACACCUAUCUGCUGCAGCUUUACGCCCAACUGGAUUGGAGGACACGACCGUUGGUGGUGGUUGUGAAGCUCUGGGCGCAGUACCACGACAUCAACGACGCCAAGCGCAUGACCAUUUCCAGCUACUCGCUGGUGCUCAUGGUGUUGCACUACCUGCAACACGCCUGCGUGCCGCACGUCCUGCCCUGCCUGCACACUCUGUAUCCCGAGAAGUUCCAGCUGGGGCAACAGGACUGCCUGGACCUGGACCUCAUCGAACCGAUCGAGCCCUACCAGGCGAUGAACACCCAGACGCUCGGCGAGCACCUGCUCGGCUUCUUCAAGUACUACAGCAGCUUUGACUUUCGGAACUUUGCCAUUUCCAUACGCACCGGCGGCGUCCUGCCGGUGGCCACAUGUCGCAUGGCCAAGAGCCCCAAGAACGAUGUCUACCAGUGGAAGGAGCUCAACAUCGAGGAGCCCUUCGAUCUGUCCAACACGGCGCGCUCCGUCUACGAUUAUGCCACCUUCGAGCGGGUUAAGGCCGUUUUUUUGGCCUCGGCGCGACGGCUUGACCAUACUCUCGACCUGGCCACCAUCUUCCGGCCAAUCCAUCAUGCACCAGAGAGCUUCCCCCAACAGCAGUUCGACCAGCAGCUGCACUACCCGAUUCCCAGUCAGACGCGUAGUUCAGGUGGUGCCGCUCCAGUGUCCAGCAAAUUGACCCCGGAUGUAGCCACCACCUUUGCCGAACCCACUGCGGCGCACGUCGCCUGAUUGGAACAGAUUAAAUGCUUGAGUUUUCAGGUAGUUUCCAAAACAUGAAGAUAAUAAAAUAAUAUGUCCCACAAUGUUAAAUCAGAACAAGAAAUUUUGUAAAAUGAAAUUCGAAAAAUCCGAAAUUACGAAAGAUUAGUGUGAAAACCCGGCUGAAAUAGAAUUUCAAACAAACUUUAAUGCAUCCUUAUCUUGUUAAAUGUUACUAUAUUCAUUUAUUUAUACUUUUAUAAACUCAAAAUGUUUUAUCGGAUUUCAUUACUUAUUGUAAACAUUCACGGAGGUGUGCGAUGUUCGUCCCUCCUGUGGCGUGUAUGUAUCUCUUUGAAAAACAAAAUGUCACCCGAAAAUGUAAACCCAAGUUCUGUAAAAUAAAACAAAAAAUGCAAACCCCA